UUAACCCGAACCUGCGAUAAAGCUGCGAGAAUCACCGAGGAAGCGAUCGCGUUCACCGGUUUGUCCAGGAGUGGAACUUCCAGUAUCAUGGAUGCUGAGGGAUAUUCAAAUGAUUUACACUAUACGGAAGCUGAGAGCCUUUGGCACGUGAUGCAGAAAUCGGGAGACCUGGAUCAGAGGAGCAGAGAUGGUGAGGGCUGGAAGCUGGUGGAUGUAUUUCUUUCUGGAGGUGCACCAUGGGGAUUUACACUCAGAGGUGGACUGGAACAUCGAGAGCCACUGCUCAUAACCAAGGUUGAGGAGGGCAGCAAGGCGGCCGCUGUGUGUCUCCAGGUGGGAGACGAGCUUGUCAACAUCAACGAGAUUCCCCUGACUGGCUACAGACAGGAAGCGAUCUGCCUCGUCAAAGGCUCCCACAGGACCCUUACUCUGGUGGUGAAAAGGCGGAAUGAACCCAUAAGCAGGCCUCACUCCUGGCACUCCACCAAGUUCAACGAAACCCAAUCAGAGACGGCCAAAACACAGUCUCCACCCACGCCAGUCUGGCACACCAGAUAUGAUGCAAGCUCAUCCUCCACUGAUCUCUCCUCUGCCUGGGAGCAGACAAACCUGCGCCGAGUGUCCGACCAGUUCAGCUCUCUUGGGAGUAUGGACAGUCUAGAGCAUGUGUCACACCCGUACUCUGCUGGUCAGCUGUCACCUGCCAAGUCCAACAACAGUAUGGAGCACCUGGGAGGAGGGAAACGAGACUCAGCCUACAGCUCCUUCUCCACCAGCUCUGGCACACCAGACUACACCCUCUCAAAGAGCAAUGCUGCCUCAACAGAAAACAUGCUCUAUAAAGUGAGCCAGUGGGAUGCAGGAGGAAAGCACAACAAUCACAGCAAUAGUAGAAACAGCCACAGCCUGACUGAAGGUGCAAAACACGAUGAUAGGCUCACGUACUUUCAGAUGCCAGGUGUUAACGCAGGUUUUGAGGGUCCACAGAUUGAGGACCCGGCUGGCUCCCGCCAUUCCACUUCAAGCAGAAUCAGCUUUGGACCAGUCUGGCACGUCCCAGAGAAAAAGAAGAGUGCAUCUCCAUCACCUCCCCCACCCCCUCCACCUGCACGCAGCGACAGUUUUGCUGCGACUAAGGUACAUGAAAGGGGACUUGUCGUAGCACACACUGAAGGACCUGAUUCACACAGCUCCUGUAAGACGUCCUCUGAUAAUCGCCGCAGUCACAUCCUUUCCCUGAAAAAUGAAAGUGACGGUUUUUACCCUUCAUCUGACAAAUCGAGCCACAACCAGUUCAGCUCAAACAAGCAGUACUCCCUGUCCAGCAGUGAUGUUCGGCAAGGCCAGCCUCACCAUCAGAGACACCACAGUGACAAAAGCACUUUUCUCUCUCAGCCCUGGGCUACGUCCGCACCAAAACCACAGAACAUAGGUGGCUACCAUUGUAGCAUGCAAGAACUGCCUACUAACACAUCUGCACAACAGUUUGGUCAGAACCAGAGAAGGAACUUAAGCACCUCCCUGUCUACUUCAGCCAAUGAGCAGAUCACAGACAGCAGUGCACACAGUCGGUACUACUGUGUCACAACAUGCCAGCCCACGCAGCCUAACACCCAGCUGAUGUUAGGAAAACCAGACGACAGGAGGAGUGUUACCGGAGCAGACAUGGCACAAAGUGGAAGUGAGCGUAAAUCUCUGAGCCCACAAACAGUCAGCAAAGUGAAGUAUCACCUGCCCCAACAACACUACAAUAAAGAUAAUAACGGAUACAGCAAGCACCAAGUUACCACUGUAGCUAAACCCAGCUCUGAUGAGAGGGGAAGCCAGAGAGGACACAACACACAAAGUGCAGAAGCUCAGUACACAAAUUACCCUCCUACCAGACAAUCUGAACAGCGAAGGUCUCUCCAAUUACAACACAGAGAAAUACCUCAAGACAUCAGAUAUCAUGGUCAAGCAAACAAUAAAAUCAGCCCUCAUGCCACCCCCAUGCUGCACUCUUUGUCCAUGGAUGCAGCAGACCAAGACGAAAAAACAAGAGGCACGAUCUCGGAGGAGUCCCCUGAAGGCAAGCAGGUAAAGCGCAACGAACGUUUUGCCACAACAUUAAGGAAUGAAAUCCAAAUGAGGAGAGCCAAGCUGCAGAAAAGUAAGAGUGCAGCCAUUCUUCCCAGUGCUGAGGGUGAGACUGAAGAAGAGCUGGACAUCUGGAAGUCCACUGAAAGCACCACCCCAACGUCUGCAGACGGAUCCUUUACCAACACCUACAAGGAUCAUCUGAAGGAAGCACAGGCGAGGGUGCUCAAGGCUACAUCUUUCAGGAGGAAAGACCUGGAGCCUGUCUUAGCUGAGAACCCUGCAGCGGAGGCCUUACCAAACUACCCAUCCUCAGCACUGGCCCGUAAAGAUGUCCCCCCUCUGCCAACUGUCACUGAAUCAGUAAUAACUAAAUCGGGGGCUGCUGCUGGUCAGGUAACUCGUAUUGGAGGCCGGAAGCGUUUUACUGCAGAAAAGAAGGUACGGUCUUUCUCUGAACCAGACAAAAUUCAUGAAGUCGGGGUGAAGGAAGAUCUACCUUGCAAUGAAAAUACAAGCUCCUCACUAGAUCGACAGAAGCUCAUUAAAGAAAGUGGGAGACCUGGGCUCCCCAAUCAGAUGCCCCUUCAUAGCCCGAUGGUCAACCAGGGCCAAGAUAUCCCCUCCAUCAUUUCAGCAGAAGACACAGUGAAAGGGAUCAGCAGCAGAGAGUAUGCUGAGGAAGACCAGAGAGUUCGUUACUCUGAACACAAACAGUCUGUCCUCGACCAGCAACGACUGGGCACCUUCGCGGAGUAUGAGGCGAGGUGGAAUACACAGAAGAAACCAGCCGAAACCAGAGCCUCUGGACGGUACCGUUCAGCUGAUAACAUCCUGGAUCCAGGGCCAGAGGAGAGAACUAAAACCACCUGUUUGCACGAGAGAUCCAGAUCCUCUCCUUCAGCUGACAUGUAUGGACAGAAGAUUCCAGUACCUGCAAGGACGUCUGAGACUGAGUGUUCCCAGACGCAGAGUAAACCUGCUGAACUGCUCUGCACUGCUACAGCCUUCUCUGACAGAGGGCCCAGUGACUGUAAAGUGAGAGAAAAGACGGAGGAGUUUGAACGUUACUCAGCACCACCCCCUCCGCCCAUGACAGGAGCCAACCCUGACUGCAGACACAGAGCUGCUCCUGCCACCGAGAACCACAGACCCACAUCUCUCUCUCACAGUGUCACUGAGUGUGCUCUCCCUCAGCCCACGGACCACAGCCACAACGAGCCGCCAUCUGGAGCGAGGAGGAAGCCCCCUGUGCAGGAGAAGCCUCCCCCUCAGAGAUGCCCAGAGGUCAACACCCACGAGUCCUCCACCAGUUCCCAAAGUGAAGUCCUCACCGACUGCUCUCCUACCACUGAUAGUAACUCCGCCUUUGUCCCCACCCACUCUGCAAAGAGAGAUUCUGAGCAGGGCAAAGGACUUGUGGACAAAGGACAAGGGGCAGUACAUCAUCUGUCAACGUCCAAUCCUCAGCCUGCCUCCUCUCCCCCGGCUUCCUCCUACAGACCUUCAGGGCCGACCAGUAUGGAGGGGCAGCGCUCACCAUCUCCACAGUUUUCUCCUCAGAGACUCAGCGACAGGCCUCCAGUCUCUUUGCAGGAUGAAGACUCAAACAGGAUUGAGCAUGUGAUAGAAAGCCAAAAUCCUGCUGUGAAGAAAGUUCCCAUCAGGAUCGUCCACUCAGAGGGCUUCACUGAGAUGGAGAAAAGUCCAUAUUUGCAGCACAGUGACCCGCCUCCUGUUGAAGCUGAGGUUCCUGGUGUUAACAGACUCAACAGUCUGACAGCUGCAGGGCAGGACUCCGUUUUCUGCGCCUUCACCCGGCAGAGAGAGCCCGACAUGCUACCAGCUGCUCAGUCAGACACAAAGUCCCACAGAGACACAUACAUGACCACAAUCACAGAUCACAUCAGCUCCAGCUGUCAGCAGCCAGAACCGCUCACAGACGAGCCCGUCAGCAACAGGACAGCUGUGAUCACGGGAGUGAUGGAGGAUCAGAAGAGAGAGGAGCUGGCCAGGGACAUCAUGGGGAAGGACAAGUCACUAGCUGAUAUUCUGGAUCAGAGCAAGAUGAAGACCACCAUGGACCUAAUGGAGGGUAUCUUCCCUCAGGGGGCGCAGCUGCUGGAGGAAGCUCACCAGCGCAGGAAGGUGCCGGUCAAACAGACAGUCACCAGACCUGCCGAGGAAAGGGAAAAGGAGGACAGUAUGGCAGCAGCUGUCACCAUGGUGACCAGCUCUACAUAUUACAGCACAUCUGCUCCCAAAGCUGAACUCCUUAUCAAGAUGAAGGACAUGCAGGAGCAGCAAGAGGAAGAGGAAGAGUCAGAGGACGAACUGGACAUUGAUCUGGCCAAUAAGAAGCAAGAGCUGAUCGACAGCCUCAGCAAGAAGCUCCAGGUGUUGCGAGAGGCCAGGGAGAGUCUUCAGGAGGACAUCCUGGACAACAACGCUCUGGGAGACGAGGUGGAGGCCCGAGUGCAACAGGUCUGCAAACCCAACGAGCUGGACAAGUUCAGGAUGUUUGUCGGGGACCUGGAUAAGGUGGUGAGUCUGCUGCUGUCCCUGUCAGGCCGUCUGGCCAGAGUGGAGAACGCCCUCAACAGCCUGGAGGAGGACACUACAGCUGAGGAGAGGCGUACGUUGGUUGAGAAGAGGAAGCUGCUGAUCCGUCAGCAUGAGGAUGCAAAGGAGCUGAAGGAGAACCUGGACCGGCGGGAAUGUGUUGUUUACGAAAUCCUGGCCAACUACCUGCAGGAGGACAGCCUCACGGACUAUGAGCACUUUGUCAAGAUGAAGUCCGCGCUCAUCAUUGAGCAGCGCAAGCUCGAAGACAAAAUCAAACUGGGCGAGGAGCAACUCAAGUGUCUGAUGGACAGUCUGCCAAUAGAACAGAGGCUGUCCUUGUGAAGAAGUUGGACACAGUCUUUGAAAUAGCCCAGGACUCAGGUUGUGUUGCUUCAAGAUGCAGCUGAGUCCUGUGUCCAGUAGAGGGAGACAGAGACGUCAAGCUGCGGAGACAAACGACCUGUUGUAAGAGGGACUGUUGCAUUUUCUGACAUUUAAAAAAAUUCAUAUCUCCUGAAGUGGACCGCCACAGACUGACAGCAUCCAUCGCUUCAUAGUGAAAGAUGCUGCUUUUCUCAACCAACCACUGUAUUGAUUCUUUUUUUGCUGUUUUUAUUUCAUUUUUGGCUUUUUUUAGUAAUUUAUUGUAGCCUUUUGAAUCCGGGCAGGAGGGGACAGUAUUUUAUCUUCAACUGAUCUGAGCAGCCGUGCUACCUGAUGAUGUGUGUCACAUGCUGAACAACUAGAAGUAUUUAUCGGGAUUUAUGUUGAAAUAAUGUCACCCUCUGAAAUUCACAUAAUCCAUCAAAUCUGGCCAAAUAUUUCAAUAAAUACAAACAUGUUUGUUAACAUUUAUAUAUAAACUAGUGGCCUUGUACUAAGAUUUUUGUGCCCUCGCUUUUCUUCUGCAAAAUAGACAAAAAACAAAUGAAGACAGAAGGCUGAUAGUGCAGCAGCCCUGUGAAUGAACUGGUCAUUUUAAAGAGCACUUGUUCAGCUUCACUGAACAGAAGAAGCACUUCACAUCCAGAUUUUAACUCAAGUAAAAUCCACAGUUAAAGUGCCCGAGGAGUCGUCCACAUCACCGCAUGUCACUGAACGCUCUUUAAUCCACUGCUGUCCGAUUUGUUCAGUUUUAUCCACUACCAGAAAACUUUACAUUAUGAUAUUAUCACACGUACACUGUAUGUUGACCAAGUGUUUUUGUAUUUCGUCUUAUUGCUUCACUGUGUUUUUGUUAUUCACGGUGCAGAUGUUUCAUGCAUAGUUACCACAGAUGUUACUUGACCUCUUAAUAAUUUCAACACUAAAAAUGUUUCAGGUUGAUCAUUUGCCACCAAACAGGGGAGGACAUCUUUCCAAAGCAUUUUUCAGACCUUAAGGAUAAAAUCAGUGUGUUCAGAUGUGAAACUCCUGCUGGAGGACGUUUGUUCUGCACAUUUGAGUGUGUCACAUUUUGGAAUGCUUCAUGCACUGCUACAGCCUGACUCUUAACACUUUAUCAGCUGUGCUCCUUU
This is a messenger RNA of Paralichthys olivaceus (Japanese flounder), 6158 nucleotides long. It is a transcript of the gene shroom2a, whose product is annotated as shroom family member 2a. The record is from RefSeq and is a predicted model, not a curated record. Lineage: Eukaryota; Metazoa; Chordata; Actinopteri; Pleuronectiformes; Paralichthyidae. Gene Ontology annotation, cellular component: cortical actin cytoskeleton; adherens junction; apical plasma membrane. Gene Ontology annotation, molecular function: actin filament binding. Gene Ontology annotation, biological process: actin filament organization.